This is a messenger RNA of Symbiodinium sp. CCMP2456, 1305 nucleotides long. The record is from the annotation of a GenBank genome assembly. NCBI's taxonomy places the organism in Eukaryota, Dinophyceae, Suessiales, Symbiodiniaceae.
AUGGAGACGUGGGAGACCCCGAAUUGGGAGCAGCUCGCGCCGGGUGGCUGGUGGCGAGUGGUGCACCACCCCGCUGUCUAUGCAAUGAUCCGACCGAUUGAGCCACUUCUCCCGAACAACUCCGGCUACAACCAGCCGAACAUGGUGAAGCUUUGUGCUGAAUCGGGCCGUGACUGCUUCACGAUCAGCCAGAUCCACAUCGUGGGAGAGGUGUUGGCAAUGACAGCAGAGUCGAGCUGGGAUGAGGAGGAGAGCUGCUACUGGCUGCGUUUGCGGGACGAGGGUAACUUUGGACAACAGUGGCUGCGGCAGGAUGGCAAGUCCCUUGGCCUUGGCGUGUUCCUGGAGGCCCUGCCUCCAGGCAUACCUGGAAACGACGUGCGCGAGGCACACAGGAAAGCCUUGUCGGAGGUGCGCUGCGUUCGAAGUGCCUUCAAUCAGCUGCGGGAUGGUGAGGCGGCUGGUGAAGCAUGGCGAGAGGUCCCUCGUCUCUCCAUCGUGGAUGCAAUGCUUGGUCAAUGUGCCACCGAGUUUCGACCUGCUGAGGCACAGCGAGUAGUCGGCGGCCCGGCAAUCGCCCAUCUCCUGCGUGAAGGUUACGUUGUCGUCCAUGAUGCAUUGAAUGAGGAUUUGGCUUCCGAGUUUGUGGUACAGAUGGCAAAGCUUGAUAACGGCUGGAAUCUUCAUGCAGCACCCCAAGCAACACCAGGACAGCGAGGCGACCGCUUGCUAUGGAUCGACGAGAACAUAGCUGUUGGGCGGUAUGGCUCGGAGGCUGUGGCGAAGGCCAUUGUGCUGCUGAAGGGCUUGGCAUCAGAACUGAACCCGGAUCUCACGGCCCACCACUGGAGCAAGAACGCUGCUGGAGAUGCUGCGCACGCGUUGCGUCCGCGGUUGCCGGCAACAGACCAGGCGGUUCUGACGGUGUCGCCCAAAGCACAACUUGCCUGCUAUCCGGGCGAUGGUGCGCGCUACAUUUGUCACCAGGACAACAGAUUCAGGCCAAGCCACGGUACACGACUGAAUUCUCGAGAGCUCACUGCGAUCUUGUAUGGAAAUCCCUCUGAUUGGGAUGCCCUUCGAGACGGAGGAGCGUUGAAGCUGUACCCACAGACAGAAGACUUUGAGUCUGCCCCCCUUCCAGAUCAUCCGUCUGUGUCCUUUGCUCCGAGAGCUGGAACGCUGGUGAUCUUCUUCUCCAGCCUCUGGCACGAAGUGCUGCCCGCCUAUCGUCCGCGCCGGGCAUUGACGAUGUGGAUAUUGCGCCCGGAAGAGGAGGAGAGCUGGAUGCCGACAGUGUUCUAA